UUUUUGGCGACAUCUACAGGCGGUGGUUAGUAAAGUGCAGGAUCUUGUCUUAAGGUGGAACGGAAACGCGAAUAAGAAACUGGUGAAUCAAGCAGCUAACUUCAGCCCCGUCUAACAGUGAAAGAUGAGGAAAACCAAAGGGAAAGCGAGCUCCACAGAGAAAGAAUUUGUGUUCGAGUUCAAGGCAGGGGGAAAUCACUGCGUCCUCAAAGUUCCUCUACAGUUUCCUGUUCACGGGAAUGUCAACGAUCUUCACGGGAGGCUCAUGCUGCUCCACAAAAUCCCUUGCUUUGUAGAAAAGGACUUAAAGAACAAACUUCUGGCAUUCAUUGAGAGAGAAACGUUAGAAGAUUUCGACCGGGAAGCUGAAGCAGCUCUACAGAGGAUCACGAAUGGAGAAGUUGAUAUUAAUAAACUGAGCAACCUGUGGGCCAAGGCCUACUCUGAGACGACGCUGGAACACGCCCGGCCCGAGGAGCCUAGCUGGGACGAGGACUUCGCAGACGUGUAUCAUGAGCUGAUUCAUUCCCCGGCUUCAGAAACGCUGCUCAACCUGGAGCACAACUACUACGUCAGCGUGUCUGAGCUCAUCAGUGAGAGAGAUAUGGAGCUCAAGAAACUUCAAGAGAGGCAAGCAGCAGAAAUGGACAAAGUCAUGCAGGAGCUGGGAAAGACCUUGAGCGAUCAGGAUGUUAAUACGGUGGCAGCGCAGCACUUUGAAGCUCAGCAGGUUCUGGAGAACAAGUGGGCCAGUGAGCUGAAGCAGGUCACUGGCAUACAGAAGCAAGAGUACCAGGAGUGGGUGGUUAAACUGCACCAGGACCUUCGCAACCCUAACAACAGCACCAUCACAGAGGAGAUUAAGGUACAGCCUGGGCAGCUAACCGAGGCUGGAGAGUUGGGGGCCAGAGGGUUUGAGGAGCAACGACAGCUGGAGGAGAGCUUCACCAUUCAUUUAGGGGCUCAGCUGAAGACGAUGCACAACCUGCGGCUGGUGCGGGCCAACGUGUUGGACUUCUGCAAACACAGACGCCACGGCAGCGGAAGCAGUGCCAAGUUACGCCGGCUUCAGAUGGCGUUCUCUCUGUACUCGUCCUCUCUCUGUGGUCUCGUCCUGCUUGUCGAUAACAGAGUGAACUCCUACAGUGGCAUAAAGAGAGAUUUUGCCACUGUGUCUCAAGAGUGCACGGAUUUCCAUUUCCCUCGGCUUUCCGAGCAGCUGGAGGUGGUCCAGCAGGUGGUGCUGUACGCACGGGCGCAGCGCAGCAGCAAGCAGAGAGAACAACCGGAAGUUCCAAGAAAUGGGAGCAGUGAUGAAAAAAACAAGAACAUCGAGAGAAACCCGGCGAAUAUCCUUCCUGGUGAAUUCUACAUCACUCGUCAUUCCAACUUAUCUGAGGUUCACAUAGUGUUUCAUCUAUGCGUGGACGAUAACGUGCGCUCGGCGAACCUCACGGCCAGGGACCCGGCCAUCAUGGGACUGCGCAACAUCCUCAAAGUGUGCUGCACGCACGACAUCACCACCAUCACCGUCCCGCUGCUGCUCGUACACGACAUGUCCGAGGAGAUGACCAUUCCCUGGUGUCUGAAGCGAGCUGAGCUGGUGUUUAAAUGCGUGAAAGGUUUCAUGAUGGAAAUGGCGUCAUGGGACGGCGGCAUCUCUCGGACCGUUCAGUUCCUCGUCCCUCAGAGUAUCUCCGAGGAAAUGUUCUACCAGCUGAGCAACAUGCUGCCUCAGAUCUUCCGAGUCUCCUCCACUCUCACGCUCACGUCCAAACGCUGACCGAGCCACAAGUAAGCAAACCUCCAGAAUGAAGGAUCUCCCAGGAUGCUUUGCAGCCACACUUUUACCCCUUAAAGACAACUGACAAGAUCUCGCUAUAUUCUGCAUUGCGAGUUGGAGUUGUGGAAGAUUGUAAUCGUAAAAAUGGACUUGACCAUCAUUAAAGCAGUCUUUUUUUUUUUUUUCUUAAUCCAUUCACUUGCUCCAGCACAUUUUCAGCGGGAUUAUAUCUAUAUGAUCGUAUUAAAAAUCCAGAUGCUUGUGUGUUUAAGUAGUUCAGGAAUGCCACAGCUGUGGUUAUCGAGGACUUUCUCUCAGCUGUGUCUACUCUAAACAAUUGGCAUGUGUUAGCAAACUCGGUGCUGACCUCCGGAUGCAAUGCUGACGCGUCCAAGUAUUUAGACAUGGGGUGAAAAAUGGAGCAGAAGGGGUUCAACAAGUACAGCUAGUCUUCAGCCUGUGUUUCUUAGAGAUCAAAAAAAUGGAGUUUGCUGCUGUUUUGUUGUGUCCAUGUUGAUGUUUGAAUGUCUUUGUCAUGUCUCACAUGGAGUGGAGGUUAAUAUGAAGCUCAUAUGAAAGGAGACACUCAGGGCUUUAAGAAUUUGGGGUGAUAUAUUCAUAGAAAUAUUCCAUAAAACAAAAAUGGUUAGUUUUUUUCCACACAAUGCUCCAAGUGCUUCUUAAUCUAAAAAGCAGCUCAAAUUUGAUCUUCAACCAGUAAAAUACUGUGUAAGGUUCUCCAACAGAGGGAAAAAACACACGUCGAAAACACACUGAAAGCCAACAGACUCGUUUUAUAUCAGACUCACAGCCUGGACAUCAUUCGAUUGUUUACACUGAUUGAAAAUGUCCCAUAAGUCCAUUUCGUUGUACUUGUACAGUAUAUGGGUUAAUCAGUUUGUACUCUAAGGGUUUGUGGUAUUUAUUUGAGAACUCCAGGACUAAAGGGUGGCACCAGAAAAGUACAUUAUAUUGCUAAAGGUUUUGGGACGUCUGCCUUUACAUGCACAUGAAUGUAAUAUGGAGUUGUCCCGCCCUUUGCAGCUAUAACAGCUUCAACUCUUCUGGGAAGGCUUACCACAAGGUUUAGGAGUGUGUUUAUGGGAAUUUUUGACCGUUCCUCUAGAAGCGCAUUUCUGAGGUCAGGCACUGAUGUUGGACGAGAAGGUCUGACUCACAGUCUCCGCUCUAAUUCACCCCAAAGGUGUUCUAUGGGGUUAAGGGCAGGACUCUGUUCAGUUCCUCCACACCAAACUCACUCAUCCAUGUCUUUAUGGACCUGGCUUUGUGCACUGGUGUGCAGUCAUGUUGGAACAGGAAGGGGUCAUCCCCAAACUGUUCCCACAACGUUAGAAGCAUGAAAUUGUCUAAAAUGUCUUGGUAUGAAGCUGAAGCAUUAAGAGUUCCUUUCACUGGAACUAAGGGACCCCUGAAAAACAACACCUGAAUUGGAGGGGUGUCCCAAAACUUUUGGCAAUAUAGUGUACAUAUAAGACAUUGAACACGAAGAAUAAAGCAGAACAAGCCACUUGAUGCCUUGCCCUUCAUUUCAUUUAAUAUAUAUAUAUAUAUAUAUAUAUAAUAUAUAUAUACUGUUAACAGAAUAUAAUCCGGAAAAGAUCAGAAUAAUCUGGAAAACGCAUUCAAACAUGGAUCACAUUUCAGAACAGAAACCAUUCCUUCUAUAUCUGAUUUGCUUCUUGGUGCAGAACCCAACAGCCUGUAACUGGCUUCAAUGUUUAAUGUCUAGAGUUUCGAAUAGAUAUAAUUUUGGUCUAAAUAGCUACAAAACGGUGAUUCACACGGACACGGGCUGGACAUGACUCUUAUGUCAUGACGACUUCUCAGAGAUUGGAUUUCAUUACAGGUUUUGUGUGGCUUGUUUCCAUAUAACGGACUCAAUCUUGGAAUCGAUUCAGUAACUAUUUCAUUUUUGCCUGUUAGUUUAAUUUAGACAUGAUGAGAAAAAUUUGCAAAAUUGCGACUAAACACCAGAGAGGUUAAUAUUUUUUUUUUUAUAUAUAUAUAUAUAUAUAUAAAAUAUUAACCUCUCUGGUGUUUAGUCGCAAUGACUUAUUGAGUGGGGGAUGUUGUAGCUUAGUGGUUAAGGUGUUGGACUACUGAUCAGAAGGUUGUGAGUUCAAGUCCCACGUCCACCAAGCUGCCACUGGGCCCUUGAGCAAGGCCCUUAACCCUCAAUUGUGUAAAAUGAGAUAAAAAUGUAUAUUGCUCUGGAUAAGAGUGUCUGCCAAAUACUAUAAAUGAGUGUGAUGUCAUUCUGUCUUGUUUAGUAAUGAUUUUUGAUUUUAAUUAAUGAUCUGAAAGAAAUAAAAAGAAAAUGUCACACAUCACUGUCUGGAACAUUUUUUCCAGUUUCUUAUCACUCCAACACCAUGUAAUGUGUUCUGUCAGACUGUAGUAAUAAAAUAUCAAUGGGAACAUGUUUAUUUGAAUAUAUUUGUGACCGAUUUAUUAUCGGAAUAUUUGCAGCUUUUGAGGAAGGUUUUUACGCUUCGUCUGCAUAAUGCAAUCGCAUCACGUCAUUGUUCUGGAAAAUCUCGUUUAACGCUACACAUGCUAAUGUCUUUCAUUCUAACACUCACCUGAGUAGAUCAAUGACAUUAAUGCAUUUUUAAACUUAUUUUUUCUUCAAAAUCAAAUUUUCCACUUUAUCCAGAACCAAAACUCAAUUUUCUGGGUGAUCCCCGUUCCUAAUUAAAAAAAAAAAAAUGUUCCAGAAGAAUUUCCCCAAAAAGUUUAUUAUCGUUUAAUUUAUUUUAUUAUUAUUUUAUUUUAGCACGUUAUUUUC
Messenger RNA from Hemibagrus wyckioides, 4592 nucleotides. RefSeq names its product linkage group 08 C12orf4 homolog (gene ferry3). Gene Ontology annotation, cellular component: cytoplasm. The record is from RefSeq and is a predicted model, not a curated record. The transcript has 14 exons. NCBI's taxonomy places the organism in Eukaryota, Metazoa, Chordata, Actinopteri, Siluriformes, Bagridae. The coding region runs from base 125 to 1783 and encodes 552 amino acids. Gene Ontology annotation, biological process: regulation of mast cell degranulation.